Messenger RNA from Columba livia (rock pigeon), 16786 nucleotides. RefSeq names its product family with sequence similarity 135 member B (gene FAM135B). NCBI's taxonomy places the organism in Eukaryota, Metazoa, Chordata, Aves, Columbiformes, Columbidae. The transcript has 23 exons. The record is from RefSeq and is a predicted model, not a curated record. The coding region runs from base 681 to 5057 and encodes 1458 amino acids.
CUGUGUCACUCAAGUAAAAUUUUAUUCAGCUGUUGUCUCCAUCGUUCUCUUGUUGCAAACACCACUGUGUUAAAUGCAUAUGUCUCUAAAGGGGUUGCUCCUCCUUAUACCAAUGCACUUGCUUCCAGAAGAAGCAAAACAAAACCAAGCUUCAAUAUCAUACAUAUAAACUAUAUGCUUUGACAUGAGCCACGACUUGCAGCAAGACAAGCUCAGCUGAUGUUGUCAGUGAUGCUGUGGGUGUAGAUAAAUAAGUGUGCACAUGUUUGGGAUCUUAGUCCUUCCCACCACUUAACAUAAUCUAGGCUGUGGUGGAGCUUCUUCUGAAAACACUCUGCCUUCUAGAGCAUGUAUCUUUAUUUUUAAAAGGCAUCACACAGAAGAGCAAGCUCACUGAAACUGUACUCUUUGGAAUCAGACUCGAAGGGGUUCAGAAUUAGUUUCCCGCUGAAAAGGUUAAACAACCCCAACUCUCUCAGCCUGUCCUCAUAGAAGUGGUCUGGUCUCUGAACAUCUUUGUGACCAUCUUCUGGACUCACUCCAACAGGUCCACAUCCCUUUUAUGUGGGAGGCCCCAGACCUGAACACAAUACUGCAGAGUUGUGAAUGAGAAGACUGUAUCUUGAGAUUUCCAGCUGCCUUCCAGGUAAGGGGAGAACUGGUGAUGACCUGAAAAAAUCAUGUCUGAGGUCCAGGGAACGGUCGAGUUUUCUGUGGAGCUACACAAAUUCCAUAAUGUGGAUCUCUUCCAGAGAGGGUAUUACCAGAUAAGGGCUGGACUGAAGAUCCCAUCCAGGAUUCCCCACAGGCUGUUUGCUACAAUUUCAGAACAGACAGGUGAUUCCAGCCUUUGCUCAGCCUGUGUUCAUGAAAACAACGUUUACAGCAGAAUAUUUCAGAUUUUGUACAGAAACGAAGAGAUCAUUCUUAAUGAAUCAAUGACCUUCAGAGUGCACCUGCUUCUGGAUGGUGAAAGGGUAGAAGAUGCAUUGAGUGAGGCAGAUUUUCAGCUCAAGUUGGACCUGCACUUUACUGACAGUGAACAACAGCUGAGAGAUGUUCCAGCGAUCCCUCUGAUCAGCAGCCGUACACUGUGUCUUCACUUCCACCCCCGGAGAGGUCUGCACCACCAUGUUCCUGUCAUGUUUGACUAUUUCCACCUGUCAGUGAUAUCUGUCACGGUGCACGCAUCACUGGUAGCGUUACACCAGCCUCUGAUCAGUUUUGCUCGCCCAGGGAAAGGUUCAUGGCUUGGCAAAGGAAACCUGGAGGCAGGACCAGACCAGUCCAGUAUGUCCUUAGAAAAUCUAGUGUUUGGAGCUGGCUACUGCAAACCUACUUCUUCAGAGGGCAGUUUUUAUGUCCCGUCUGAAAACUGCAUGCAGCAUGCAUACAAAUGGCAUAAGGACCUCUGUCUUCUGCUCUUGAAUGCUCAAAGAGGACUUCACAUGUACUACACCCUCAUAAUGAAGGAGGUUCCUGAUUUACCACAGCUGAAGUUGGAGGAGCUACCUGUGGAAGAGACGUUAUCUCAGAUUUGUAUGGAGCUACAGCUGUUGAGCAAUCCGGAGAAGAUAGCAGAACAGAUAAGCAAGGACCUUGCCUGGCUUUGCUCCCACCUCCUCACCCUGUGGACACAGUUCCUGGAAGUAGCAACUCUCCAUCCGGAAGUCACAGCUUAUCUGACUCAGGAACAUCACAUGCUAAGGGUGAGGAGAUUCUCAGAAGCCUUCUUCUGUACUGAGCACCAGAAACCCACCGUGCUCACGUUUCAGGAAGGCCUGCACAUUGUGCUGUCCUCUGCCUACAUAUCCAGCUCGGCUGCCAGACUUGCAGGACUAAUGGAGAAACAGCAUGGUAACUGCUCAGACACUCAAAUUAUUUUGUACUUUGCUGCCAGGAUCCAAAGUCAUGGACAGAUUUCUACAGAAAUUCGUAAUUCAGAGUACUUCACCAGCAUGCCUCCACUCCCAGCAGAAUGCCUCGACAUAGAUGGGGACUGGAACACUCUCCCAGUAAUCUUUGAAGAUAGGUACAUGGACAUGCCUUGCAAAGAUCAGAAUUUGGAAGUUUUCCCAGAUUUUGAGGUUCCUGUAAAUAUUCGAACAGAUGUAAGAGAUGACAACGAAGACUUUGCAUCAAAUGAUGCUACUGCAUUAAUGAAAGGAGACUUUGGGAAAGGUAGUCUGUUAAUACACACAGACAGGAUAAAUGGGAAUCCUUCCUGCAUAUACAGCAGUACUGAAGGUGCUGCUUAUACAGCUAAGGGUUUAAAGCAGCGCUCCACAUCUCAGGUACGUACAGUGAACAAAGAAGGCCAAAGGAAACAUGAACAUAUUUUUGCUUCAGGUAAGGAAACGAUUUCUGAUUCAAAGCCGGGCAAUACAGAAUGCACAUCAGAAGACUUUAAAACACCUGAGGAAGUUUUAUUAAAAGACAAGAGUCUGGCGGUAGAUGUUACCUACCAAGAUACGAAACCUAGCAAUAAGGAUUCCCACAAAAGUGAGUCCACAUUAUUUGUUAGUGCUCAGUAUGAGUGUGGAGCAUGUGGAACUGAUGACUUGAAAGACAGGACUGAAUUACAUAAAAUAGAGGAAUCUAGUCAUCCAGAGAAUAAUUUCACUUCCUCUGAGCUUGCACUGAAUGAAUUAACCAGUCUUGAAAAAACAGGAGAUCCAGACACCAGGGCUCUGCUCCCUGUUUUGAAAGGUUUGCCCACACACAGCUUUGAAGCAAAAUUGUCUGCAAAGGACCAACGAGGUGAGGAGUGUGAAGAAUUUACCAUGAUGUCAGGGGUUAUAAAAAGAUCCUCCUCUAUAAUAUCUGAUUCAGGCAUAGAAAGCGAACCAAGUUCAGUGGCAUGGUCUGAUGCUCGUAGCCGGGCACUGGAGCUACCCAGUGAUCGGGAGAUCCUGCACCACUUGGUACGAAGGCAUGCCAUCCACCGAAAUUCGCUGGAGGGUGGCCACACAGAAAGCAAUACCAGCUUGCCCAGUGGGAUCCAAGCAUCGCUCACAUCCAUCAGCUCUUUGCCCUUUGAGGAAGAGGAGAAGGAAGUGGAGCUUACCAAACUGACAAAAUCUGUCUCGGCUCCUCAAAUCAGCAGCCCAGAAGAGCCUGCAGAGGAGGUGGAUAUAUCCAAACACAGUGAAGAUUCAGAAGGAAACUUAAAAAGUCCCACAGAUACAGAGGAUAGAGAUGUAAAGUUAACCGUAGACUUUUCUGAGAGUCAAAUCACUGCUGAAAAUGGACAACUAGAAUCAAGAGGACAUGUCAAACCCUCCAUCAAACACAGUAGCAGUAACACUGAGUUACAAGAGGAGGAGGAGAAGGAAGGUUUACCAGAGACUUACCAUAGUUUGGAAAAUGCAAAACCACCCAUUUGUCCAAAGCAUCUCCGAGACAAUGGCUCUGAGUGUCAGUCACUGGACACCAAUGGUGAAUGCCACUUAAAAACACCAAAGCCUUGCAAUUACUUGGACAAAAAUGUAGAUAAGUUUGAUACAUGCACUGAGGAUCCAAAAGACAAACUUAAGCUGGAUAGUUUAAAUACACAACAAGGCUUUUACUCCAAUAGCAGAACUUCAGGAGAGGAGAGUUUCUCACAAAGCAUGAAGCUGGUAACAGAGUUUUGUUAUCCUGUUCCAGCUCCUUCAGAGACUUCAAAUGACUUUGUCUCAAUGCAAGGACAGUGUGGUAGCUCUCUUGUUGAUGACAGCACAGCAGCAUAUGCAGAAAUGCAGGGGUUACAAGAAAUUGAGCUCAAUGACUCACCUGCCUCAGCAGAUUCUGCUGCUGGAUCCUACAAGGCUGAAUAUCCUCAGGAACCCAACAGUCAAGAGCAUAACCUUGUAGCUAAUGGCACCGGGUUUCAUUUGGCGACAACGGAGGGAGUAGCCCUGGAAAGCAGAAAGGCUGUUGAUGUGGUUAACCUGUCCGUCUCUUGCACAGCCACGUGUCUUCCCUUUUCUUCUGUGCUUAAAGAAACCCCUGCUAUGGUCGGCUUCUCUGCAAAGCAGGCUGCAUUCCCCAUCACACGCCAGCCUCUCGGCUCUUUCGGAGUUGUCUCUCCUAAUUCAAAUGAGAUGGAUGAAGACACCAAUGAGAGGAUGCUGAAUUUUUAUCAGGCCAAAGAAAAAUUUAAAAAAGAAAUGAAGAUUGAAGGAUUUCUGUACAGUGACUUAUCUGUACUAGCUUCUGAUAUCCCAUAUUUUCCACCAGAGGAAGAGGAAGAAAAUUUGGAAGAUGGAAUUCACCUGGUUGUCUGUGUCCAUGGAUUGGAUGGUAACAGUGCAGAUCUGCGGCUGGUAAAGACUUUUAUAGAACUGGGACUCCCUGGUGGAAAACUGGACUUCCUAAUGUCUGAAAGAAAUCAGACUGACACUUUUGCUGAUUUUGAUACAAUGACUGACCGACUAUUGGAUGAAAUUAUUCAGCAUAUCCAGUUGUACAAUCUCUCCAUAUCCCGAAUAAGUUUUAUUGGGCAUUCCCUUGGUAAUGUCAUCAUUCGAUCUGUACUAACUCGCCCCAGGUUUCGCUAUUACCUCAACAAGUUGCACACCUUCCUGUCCCUCUCUGGGCCUCACCUGGGAACACUUUACAACAACAGUACUUUGGUUAGUACAGGUUUAUGGCUUAUGCAGAAGUUGAAAAAGUCAGGGUCACUUUUACAACUGACCUUCAGGGACAAUGCAGAUCUGCGCAAAUGUUUCCUCUAUCAGCUCAGCCAAAAAACGGGUCUUCAGUACUUUAAAAAUGUUGUGUUAGUGGCCUCACCCCAAGACAGAUAUGUACCUUUUCAUUCAGCAAGAAUAGAAAUGUGCAAAAAUGCCCUUAAGGACAGACACACAGGUCCUGUUUAUGCAGAAAUGAUUAACAACCUGCUCCAGCCUUUGAUUGAGGCAAAGGACUGCACUUUGAUCAGACACAACGUGUUCCAUGCUCUGCCAAACACGGCCAACACGUUGAUAGGCCGGGCUGCCCACAUUGCUGUGCUGGACUCUGAACUUUUCCUGGAGAAGUUUUUCCUCGUGGCAGGACUCAACUACUUCAAAUAGUGCCUGAAGUACAGGGUAGCAGAGGCAAACCUUUUCACUGAGUGGAAAAGGAUCCCUCAGAGAGAAGAGUGCUGUGUUAGAAAUGAGAUCAGGUGGGACUUUCAAACUCUGCAUUUCUGUUUCAGAGAAUGAAGUGCUAUGGCUUUAAGGCAUUCAAGCUUCCAAAUAUUGGUGCUUUUGGAAGAAAUAAAUAUUCCUCUUCAGUUUCUCUGUUCUUUGUCCACAUAAAGACAUGAGCCACUUCUGAAGUACAGAAUCAGAAUAAGAAGGCUAAUUCUCUAAAUGUGAUUGGACCAAUGUGAUUCUGGUUUCUCUUGAAUAUUAACCCUGGAACCUGGAUGUCCUUGGUUUAAUGCUUAUUUACGUAUUAACAAAGCUAUACAUUUUAACCACUUUUGAGGUAGUCAAAGCAAGAGGAAACAAGCAUAUACGAACUCAGGUUAAAACUUCCUUUGUGAUGAAAUAAGAAGUUUGAAAAACUUUUAUGAAAGUUUCAAUGUUUCCAUUUGUUGAGAGAAAAUAAUUAGAUGGUUCCAUAACUGGUAAUAAUUUGUAACAUACAUACGUUCAGAUAAUAGAAAGGAGUGAAAUAGUUAACAUAGAAUGAAGAAAUAUUGAUAUUUGUCUUAAAAAAAACACAUAAAAAGACAAACAAAAACUUUAUGUUGCGAAGAAUUUUGUUCAAUUUAGAAGCUACCAAACCAAGAGGAGUCCAUUGGAUUAUGUGUGAAAUAACAGUGGCAUCUAUUAACAUUUCUUCUGUUUACAUUUAUAGAGGAUCAUUAUUGUACCUGUUAUAACCUUAGAGGUACAAUUUUUGCUUUUACAUUUGUAUCUAAGUACAUUUAUCCCCAACAUAUUUUUAUAUUUAUUGUUUUGAUAAGAAAUUCAAAAUUUAGCCCUAAAAAACUAAACAAGACACACCCACAAAAAAAAACCCCAAACAAACAAACAAAAAAGAAAUACUGGAGACAUAGAAUGGUAAGGAUUGUUGAAAGCUUAAAAAAUAUAAAGACGUCUUCUUAGGCUCCUCUGCAAUGCUUUGUUAAUGCUUUACUAGUGCCCGUUUGAAGUGCCACAUACAGACCUAAUUAUUAUAUGAAGACAGCUGGUUGAAAUAUUUAAAUCUUUAUUCAUACAAGCAUAUCCAAAUUGUUUUUAACGGUUUGGGAAAGAAUGCAUUUUUCGCCUUUUUAGGUGGUGGUUCAUGUUUUUUUUCAUUUAAAUUUUUAUCAAAAAAGUUAUCAGAUUUAAAGUGAUCAAUUUCAACAGCUUUCUAUACACUUUCAUAACAUUUUGAUAAAUGUUCAGUGUCACAGCAUUUUUUUUUUCAAAAAAGAGAAAGUGAAUAAUUCUUCACAAUGAUUUUUAUUUGAAAGGAAGGAAAUUUUAAUGCAAAUGUAAUUUAUUUAAAAAACCAUAAGUGACCAGCCUUCUGUAUCUUGUGACAAAUAGUAUUAAAAAAAAAGACAAAGGUGAUUUCAGCUGUCAAGACUCUCACCAGUAACUUAAGAUGAAGAUAGUAGAGAUUUCUGAAAUAAGAGAGUUAAAAAGGGAAAAACAAGCAAAUAAACAAACAAAACAAAACAACACAAUCACAGAUAAAUAUUUGUACAUGCAAAAAGCUAGAUUUUUCAAAAGAGGAAAACUUACACAGAAUUAAUUCAACAAAAGAGUGGUGAGCAAACUGGUAAAGGCUGCUAAAGAACAAGGAUGGUUUGCUAAUGUAGGUGUGUUUUUAAAAUAGAAAGGAGAAAGAAGAAGCGUACAAAGGGGUGGCAUUAAAAUCGCCUGAAAACAGGAAAGUAUAUUCUGCCCCGCAAAGGGGCAGAAAUGUUAUAGAAACAGUUGCAUGAUGUGUUUCAAUAUUGACAAGCUUCUUAAACAAUAAGUAUUACCUCAAGUACUUGAAUUAACUAGACAGAUACUAUUUUACCUCCCCCCACCUUUUAUAAAUUGACAGUUUAAAGCUAAAAUCUGGAUUUACCCAGUUAACAAAUUAAUUCUGUCAGGAAUCAAGAACUUCUGGUUCCCACUUCUUGCUUGGGAAGACAUUAUCACUUUUUGGCCUCAACAUUUCAGUGGCAGCUAUAUUUACAUAUCACAGCUUACUUCUUCCUUGAUAAACUGUUUACAGUAUUUUAAAUAUAAUGGGACAUGCAGGUGAAGCUGUUAUACAGUGCAGUGGUUUUGAGCCACAAGACAUGGACUUCCAAGAUAUAUGUGGCAAACAAGAAAAUACAGCAAUCUACAACCGUCAGCAAGCUUCAUUGUGCUCUAUGAGGGUCUGCUUCUCUUCUAGAAUAUGUUCAGGAGUCUGCCAACAGAACGUUUUGAAAAACAUUAAGAGAGAAGUUAGUUUACACAUAUAUACAUGCCUAAUACAUGUGUAUGUCUGUAUGUGUACAGUCUUUGUGUUUUUUUCAAGGUCUCACACACCAACUUUCUCGAUCCUGAGUGUACCAAGCCUGACAACAUACCAAUGUAGAUGUUCUUACAUUGGGUUUGUUGAUUUCUUACCUUUCCUUGUACAUCAGGCAGCAUUCCCAGCCUUCUGUUUGUGUGAUUAUGAGGGAAAGGAAAGGUGAAAAGGUCUCUUUUGUACUCCUGCAGAAACUGGUGGGCAUUUCAGUAUAUUCAAGUUCACAUUCUCUACUGCCACCAGUGCUCUGGCUGACUGAUAAACAUACCUAAAGGUUUCUGUGUUCUUAUACAUACAAUAUUCUUCCAUGGCUCAGAGUCUGAUUUCACAAUUGGAGCUGGAUUGUACAUGGAGUUGGAUUAGGUUCAUAUAAUUUGCUCCUUGCGGGGUAUCACAGAGAGCUUCUGUGGACCCUUAGAAAAAUCUGGGGGUGUCAUUCCUGUGAAAUGAUGAAACACAGGAUUUUUCUUGCUUAUGCUGGCAGAACAUUGUAAUAUUGUGGGUAAUAUUGACGGUAACAGUCUAGCUGAGCAUUCAUUUUAAGGUUCUCAGAAUAUUCUCUAUAGCUUAAGAAUUCCCCUCAUAACAAAUAGCAAAAAAUAGCAAAAUGACUGCACUGUUAGCAUCUUUGUUUCUGUCUCUACCUUCAGAUUAUUAAUAUAUUAUCCUUUCACACACACACAAAAAUAUAUUGAAGUACUGUAUUAUGACAAGGAUUUCCUUUCAAACUGCACAGGCUCCUCUUGACUUGAUAUUUCUACGACUCAGUGCUUAAAUUCUUAAGUGAAGCUCCCACAUUCACAGAAGAUGACACAGUUUUUCAAGAACUUGGACAGAGAAGGGACAACCAUGACAUUUUUGUAGCUUGUCAAUGUCCAGAGCCAGCUCUGAGUUUUAUGUUAGCUGUAUGUGAAGUGAAACUCCUCCUCUAUGGGAUUCUUAAGUUAUGAAUUAAAAAAACCAGCAGCGUAGGGUUGUUUCGUUAGCAUCUAGAAGUCUUACAAACAGCGCUGAGGAUCUCCUGGCUCAAAAAAAUAAAGUGCAUUUGACUGUUAAGGUUUUCCAGGGUUAAAGAUGAAGUCUGGGCUAUAGCCCAGAUGAGUAAGUUCUCUGAAGGAAAUUUGGUAGCCCAUAUGUAGGAAAAGAGCAGCAAAGACAGAGGAUCUCAGGAAUUUGAAAGACAGGGACAAAGACAGGAAGGAGAACAGGAAGGUACACCAACAAGGGUGAAUUUCACAGAAUCACAGAAUUAAAAGAUAUAUUGUUCUUUGAAACGAACCAUGAAGCCAUUUCCUUUUCAGUGACUGUUAUCUAGGUUGGAAUGGCACAGUAAUUCUGGAAGAAAGAAACAAAAUUAAUCAGUUUAUUGACAAGCUCAUAGAAGGUCAUGAUGAAAAGACACAAAGAUGCCUUGUCUUGUUUUCAAUCUUUAUUUAAUCUUUAAAUAAAAAUUAUAUAUAAGAAGACUAAAGCAUUUAAAAAGAUUGGCAUUAACUACUUUAAAAAAAUUGAAGCACUUGAAAACAUUGCAUUUAUAGCAAUUCAGUGGAUAUCAUGCCUUUGUUAAUAGUUGGAUUUUUUUUCCACUAUUUUGGGACUCUUAGAGCCCACUGAGCUUCACUUUUGAAAUAAUUUAAUCUCUCCUGAAAUGGAAGAUUUGUUUCUUGAAUACGGAUGGAAAGAAAUUGCAGUAGUGAUUAAUUGUGAGUAGAGGAGGGGCAGAAGAGCUAGUUCUUUCUGCAGUUGGGCUGAGGAUUUUUGAAGGGGUGCUUUUUAAUCUCCUUGUAACAGUUGCUUUCUAACCUGCAUAAAACCUGGAGAAAGCUCUGGAGAUGUAUCUACUUCAAUGACAUAAUUCAGCCUGUCUAAUUUCAUCACUGUCUUUGUGCUUAAAAAUUAGUCGCAAAAGUAAUUUGUUCUACUAAAAUAAAAGCAUUGCUUUCUCUAUUUAGUCAAUGAAGAGAGGUAUGUACUACUGAGACUAAUUCUGUUUUCUGCUUUUUUGGGAUUCAGGGUUACUUACCUGUCUUCUCUGACCAGGUAACUUACUGUAAGAGUCACUUUUUGAGUGUCUAAGAGAUAGAAAAAAUGUAGAAGCCCAGGAUCCAUGGAUUAGGUGACAUCCCUAAUUAUUAGCUCUUCAGUUUUUCAUACUUAGGUGGUAUUUUUGACUGUAUAAUUUGAUAUAAAAGCAAACACUGAAGAGAUGAAUUGUGGUCCUUUAAAAUUUGGCAGGAAAUGUGUCUUUUCCCAGACUUCAAUGCAUGAUGAUUUUCUCUUUAACAAAAUUGUUUAUUUGUUUACAAAAUCAGGUCUGUCCACUGACAAUAGAGGAAGUUAAAAUUGCUUAAAGCAUUGGGUUCUAAAGGCUUGAAACCUUAGCAGAGGGCUUUGGAAAUUACUAACAGGAAUGCUGAGCUCUAUUUUGCUUCAAAGCACUUCACUGCCCCAUCCUCUUCACUGUUCCCUUGCCAGACAAGAGCCACUCUUGAGAGAGAAAGCUAUCACAAGAUGAUGUGAAAACUGGGAAUUCAAGCCAAAGCUUUCAUUAGUUUGUAGGUUCUUCUGGUGCUUUCUGCUUUCUUCUUACCUCUGCUUUUGAAAUAGAUAAGUGGUGAUGCAGGAGAAAGCUGAGAACUUCUAAUAACAGGUUUAGACCCUUGUGGAGGUUUAUGCAAAUAUCCCAUGAAAGUUUUUAUGUAAUGAAUAGUCAUGGGGCACUUUGCAGCAAUCUCAGCCUGCCAAUAUGUGUCAGCCUAGCUGAGUGAUUUAUUUUUUUUCUUUUUGUUCAUUGUGGACUUAAAUUUCAAUUUAAAAAUUGUGAUCAGAACUGCCUAACCUAUUUCAGUCCAGCUGGUCAUUUAGAAGCUAAAGGUCAUGUCCAUGGAGAACUCUUAUGGAGUGUUUUAUUCUAUUUCAGUACAUAUGCUUAGUAAUAUUGAUGUUGAAUGUUGUCAAGUAAUUGACAACUUCUAGCUCAAUCUUAAAUAUUUAUUUACCCCUCCCCAAAACUUCCAGUGUAUAUUUAAUAAUUUAUUUUUUUCAGGUAUAAAUCAGUACAAAUCCAUGUCUACUGGAGUCAGAGCUCAGACUACCCAUUCUUAUUCUUUAAUGCAAGAGCUUUCUGGCAAGCUAUAGCACCAGAGUCUUGAGAACUUCAUGUAAUAUAACAGAAUUAUAUGCACAGAUAAUCAAUGAAGUAAAAAUCAGUCCAUUAAUGAUUGGUGUAAAAAAAUACAUAGUCUGGAAGUCUCCCCUCCCUUCCUCUCUGACAUUCCUGGUUGCUGAGAACAGAACUCUAGAAAUUAAAGAAAAAAGUAUCAUGUAAGUGAUUAACAUCUCUUUAAGUUGACAGAACUGAGGGCUGUGCCCCUUUAAAGAAAAAUACAAUUAUAAUUAUUUGUAUUUAAAAUGUUCUACAGGCCUGGCCCAGAUAAUUCCAAAAUCAACUGAAAGGUCUCAAUACUUCUAACAGUGCCACAUAUAGCCAUGCAGAGUGGUUCUUGCCACUUGAAUAUUCAGUUGAUAGUGUUUGCUGCAGACACUGUGAAGUCAGUGCAAACAUGCAUUUACAAAUAAUAUUCAGCACUAACAUUCUAUUUAUCCAGGAGUGGUACAUCAUGUUCACACAUUCAUUCCAGUCAAUUUUCUCAGCCCUUCAUAUAAAAAUUGUUAUCCACCUAUCCAAACAUAUCACAGAGGGUGAAUAUUGUACUUCAUAAGGAACAGCUGGAAGUCUCCCAGUCUAAAUCCUGUUCAAAGCAGGAUAUGAUGACCAUCAUGGUAAGGCCAGCCACAUCUUUGUCUUGCCGAGUCUCGAAAACUCCUGGUCAUGGAUGUACUUCAUAUACUCUGGAUUACCUUUCCAACUGAAGCAAAAAAAUAAAAUUAAAUUAAAUUAAAAAAUCUAAUUUGAACUUCCCAAACUACAAUUUCUCUCUGUUACUUGUUAUUAUACAUGUUUUUAUUCCAUGAGGAAGAUCUUAGAAUCAUGGACUCAUAGAAUAGUUUGGGUUGGAAGACACCUUCAAAGAUGAACUAGUCCCACCCCUGUCAUGAGCAGGGACAUAUUUGCCCAGAUCAUGUUGCUCAGAGCCCCGUCCAGCCUGGCCUGGGAUGUCUCCAGGGAUGGGGCAUCCACCACCUCUCUGGGCAACCUGGGCCAGUGUUUUAUGACCUUCAUUGCAAAAAUUCUUCCUCAUGUCUAGCCUGAAUCUAGUUUAAAACUAUUUCUCCUUGCCCCAUCACAACAAAUUCUGUCCUCAUCUUUCUUAUAGGCUCUUUUUAAGUACUGAAAGACUGCAACACGGUUUCCCCAGAGCCUUCUCUUACCCAGGCUGAACAACGCCAACUCUCUCAGCCUGUCCUCAUAGGAGAGGUUUUCCAUCCCUCUGACCAUGGCAUAUCACUAUCAUUUAUGGACCUAUUUUUCUGCACAUGAUACGUCUGGCCCUCCAUCACACCCUUGGCAUGCACACUGCCAUGCUAAUUGUUUCCCUCCUGUUUUUGCACAUCUUAUUUGAGGUGACCUUAGCCGUUGGUAAGCUUUAGGCACAGAUAGUGAGAAAGCCUAAUGUGAGUCUGCUCCACCCUUGUAUGGCAGACAGGGGUGAUCACUUACCUUGUGAUCAUCAGGUCCAUGACAUGCUGCUUCCUGACAGUCUCUGGUUUGAAAGAGUUACUGCUGCCAUUUCUUCUCUGUUUUAGUAAGACUAUACGAUACAUAUGCACUUCCCUAAGACAAAUCCAUGCACUGAAUAGAAAGGCUUAUGAAAACAGUUUAAUCAGUGUCUAUACUGAUUGAAAUGCAGAUGAGUCAGAUCUUCCCUGCAUAGGAUAAAAGCAAAAAAAAUAAAUAUGUAUAAACUCUUCUUAUGCAAAAGGUCAGACUAAAUUAGCUUCUAUUACAACCUUGAAACUUGAUUUCUCUGCUUUCGAAAAUUCAACUCUCCACUUUCACUCAAAGUGCUGCAAGAUCCUAUUAUCUGUGUAGCAAACUAACCACAUCUGUCUGAAACCGAUUUGCACACAUACAUAUAUAUGCCAGAAGUACAUCGGCUGUAUGAAUGGAGCUGCACAUCUUCGAGAAGCUUCUGCCUCUGAACAUUUGAGACUGUGACACAGUGAAGAGGACUAUAUUUAUAGCAAUCCAGCAUGCCUUUCAGUCUUUGAAAGCUAUCAGCUACAAACACAAAGAGCUUAUCCAAAGGAACAAAAAAAAACAACUCUUCCACAUAAAAGUCCAGUCUCAAAACACUCCUUUUAUUUUAUUUUAGAGUGGGUGGUUUGAGUACCGUGAUGGCCUUGCUUAUUCUUUACUUCCCAUAAAUGGUGUUAUGCUAAUUAAUGCAACACCUUCUGGUGCUGAAAGCCCCCAAUAUUUCAAUUUUCAUGGCUGUUGCUAGUAACUGAAUUAAGAAGUUUUUCCUUCCUUCCUGAAAGCAUAAGUGCUAGUAGAAAUAUGUCUGUCCUAAUCCUGGAGAAAUGUUCACUUACUCUUUGCUAUUUUUAUAAGGAUAAUACCACCUGCAUGCUUCCCAAAUGUAGAAAGAAGUCCAGGCAUUUCUGAAACCCUAUAUACAUCAGCUGCAUGCAUGGGGAAGGUUAAAGAAGGGACUGUGGGAACUGUUCUGAUUUGGGGUGUGUUAUCACUCUCAGUAAAAAUGAAAAAGCAAAAUGUAGCUAAUGUAUGACAUAUAUACCGUAUGUGUGGUGUACCGUACAUGCAUAUGCAUGUAGAAAAUGUCUUUUCCUUUAGGUAAUGUACGUUAUAGUCCCAAAUGUGAUAAAUGUAUAUUCCCAUCCACAGUGUACGUAUGCCAUACCAUACUUCAAGGCUGGUGGUGACUGUUCAGUCCAAUAGGUUUCUGUUAAUUUUGGGGGGAGUUUGUUUUGGUUAUCCUCCAGAACACUGGUGAAAGAGCACUUUGCUGGCUUCAUCCAAGUCAUCAGAGGAGAGAGAUUGUUUUGUACAGUGAUUUGUCAACCCCUUGGCACACCAUUAAUCAACUAACCUUAUCUAAGCAGUCUUGAAUUUGAUGUGUGUUAUCUAUCACCUCCAUGGUUUCCAUGGUCAAUGCAACACGUCAAACAGACCUGCCCUAUCUCCUGAGAUAGGAAGCUUGUCACCAUUUUUAAUUUUCCUUUACAUCUAUCCUCUUCAACCAAACAUUCAUUUUUAAGCUGAUAGACCAAUAAUUUAUCAGCCUGGCCACUCUUCUUGUUAAUUUUAGUCUUACAUAUAUCUGACUAUGCACCCAGUUUGGGAAAUAAGCUUUUUCUUUUUCUGCCAUCUAAUCUUAUGAAGUAUGAGGGAGCUCAGUCUAGACAAGCCAUGGUACUACUUUGUGACUGCAUGUCUGGAAAACAAACAAAACAGCAAAACUCCACUGUAGUGUUUUCUAGGUUUAUUUUCCACUCUAUGUAUUUUUCCAAGAAAGAAGAAACACUGAUAUUUUGUCCCAUGCCUUUUAGGUUCUCCACCUGAGCAAGAAGCCAGAUAUAGUUCUAGUAGACUACAGGUGGGAGAAGGCAAAGAUGCAGGAUAAAUCCUCCUCUUUCUAUGAUGUGACAGAAAUAUAUCCCCACCAAUAUGUCAGUAAUGACAGAGAAAGCACAAAGAAUAUUUUCACAAACACUAUCCACUUCACAAAAAUAAAUAAUUGCAGUAUAUUAUUGUAUGUUUAGGAGAAGUAUCAGGUCAAAAUCAAAACACAGAUCAGUAUAUUCCAAAACAAAAAUUUCAGAUAUAAAUUGAAAUUUAUGUUUGUGUUUUGUUACUUGGAUUUUUUUCUAAUAUUAAGUUUUCUUAAAUGCUGAACAGUUUAAUCCACUGGUGAAUUUCUUGGGGUUGAGCAAUGAAUCCCUGCGUUACUGAAGGGUUUUUUUAACCACAGUCUUAAACUAAGUCCUCAGUCAUCUUCAUAAAUUCCCUAAUAUUUACCCAAGACCUUUUUAAAAAAAAAAAAUCUGACUUUCAAUCUCCAUCUUUCUGCUUAUGCUUAGACAAUUAGCUACAGCACCUGAGACUCUCAGAUGUCAGAAAAUUAAGCUUUCUCUUCAUAUAGAAUUACCUUCAAUGAACAGUACAAGCCUUAAUGUGGAAGACUUACCUGCUGGGCUCCUUCUUUCUUGUUUAGAGGGAGAUUAUGGUAAUGAGUGUCUAAUUUAGGCAAAUCAGGGAAACAGAUGAAUCCUGUCCUCUCUCUUACCACUUUGUUCCACACUGCAAAUUCACACUCAGGCACUUAAAGUUAGAAAAUUCUGGUCUAAAUAUUCCAAACCAAACACAUCUGGGAGCCAGGUCUUCAUUGAUGUCAUAUCUUUCUCUGUAUGCAAUGUACAAGAAUAAUUACUCUGUUUUUGAAGGUGGAACCAUUAUCUUGGUUUGAGAGUCUUGGAAACCUUGAUGAAACUUUCUUUAAAGUGUAUUAAAAUUGUAACCCUCAAAAUCAGGCUUCAUCUUUUUAAAGUUAGCAAUGGCAUCAACAGUAACUUCUCAGUUGUUCAGUAUCUAUUCAAAUGGAACACCUUACACUGCCAGAAUAAUUCUCAGUCCUAAAACUGGACCUUCACCAUUCCUCAACUGAUACGUGGAAUGUAUUUCAGUAGACAGGAGCAUAGUUCUGAGAAUAUCCUUAUCCUAUGUUUCAAAGAGUUGUAAUAAUAAGGAAAUACCCCUCAGAAUUAAAACCUACUAUUUCCUGUAAUUAAUUAGCUCUGGAAGUGGUUUUCUUUAAGCAUCCUUCUACAGUUGUUGGUUAAUAAGGACAAAGCUAAAAGUUGUGGGUUUUUUUAAAGAAAUAACAUAUUUUUUUCAGACAAACAACAAAGUACUAUUGGGCUGAAUUUUAAAUUAUUAAUUUCAACUUCAAACCAUUCAAUUCUAUUUUUCAUAAAAAUUUAUAAAAAAUCAAGAGGCUGUCCCCCGGACGUACCAACCCUUUGUACCUAUGUGUAACGGAUGUGAAAUACUAGCCUUGGUAAACAUGCCCAUGUUUGUGCACAAAGGCUGCAAAGUGAUGCAUCAGAGAUAUAUCAUUCUCCAAGUACUUCCUUAAGGCUGAUUGUGCAAGGCAAGCAAUAUGCGUGAUAUAACUGGUGCAUGUGACAGUAAGUACAACCUUGUGCAAAUUUGGAUUUAGAGACAGUAACUUAAUACUGAGGCUGAACUUUGCAGAUGAGAAGUCUAUGGCAUUUUUAAUUAUAACCAUUUCUGUGGUUUGAAUAUGAGUAUAACUGAUUCUGUCCUGUGACACUAGAGGUUGUACUUUUAAAUGAAACAUCAUCGUGUUUGAUUGAAGCAGUAAAGUUUCUCUCGAAUUAUAUUUCAAAUCAGACAGAAGAGGCAAUAAUUAGAGGUUGUGAGCUUGAAAAAUCUGUACUAUUUAUUUAUUUAUUUUAAAGAUGUCAAGAUUUACAACACAUGGUCUGUCUGCUUCUUUCUGAUUUACUUCCUUUUCCCUAACGAACAUUUGUCAACUGCCAUACACUUCAAUUUUCUUUAACUACGUCUAUCAAGAUUUAAGUGGAACAUUGAAAAACCAAAACUGAUCUCACAAAGUGGAAACAAAUAAAGUUGAGUCAAUUCCAUGACAUCUUAGGGAAAACAGAGAUGCUACUCAGUUUUCUUGAAAUGCAGGUUCUGAUUCAGCAGCAUUCAAAUGGUCUUGACUAAAGGUCUGAUCCCAAGAAAUGCUGCUCAAAUGCAUUCUUGAUAUAAUGGUCCAGAUUCCCAGGUGGAUUAACCUGAUAAAACAGUUUAUACAGUCUAAGGAUAUUGCUGAAUGGCAGUCAGUAGCAUUCACAGUGUCUCACAGUCAGACCACAAGAAGAUUGCAAAUGUCCUGAGCUCUUUUUCAGGCCAAUUUUCCAGUUUGUCAACUGUGUUUUAAAAGUAGUGUCUUUUUAGACAAACACAGACCUCUCCAAGGGAUCAAGUCAAUGGAUAAAUGUGGACAGUUCCUUCUAAGCUAAGGGAAAGGGCUUUUAAUUUUUAAAUCCACUACUUUGAAUCAUGACCAUAAAAAAAAGCUGAAGAAUUGUGACAUGGUCCCUUGUAUAAACAAGAUCAUGAAUGUAAAGCUUAUAAUGCCACUGUGAAAUUUUAAUGCUUAUUUAUUAUGGUUAUGAUGAAACCUGUAUAAUAAGAUGAUGAUGAUGAUAAUAAUAAUAAUAACAAUAAUAAUGAAUAGUCAUCAGUGCCAAUAUGAUUCUACUAUUUUUCUACAUAUGCUUUAUCGUGGCAUUUUGUGUAGCUUGUGUUAUGUGUAAAGAAAUGUCAAUAAAAUCUUUGCUUCCUUUUGUC